This is a messenger RNA of Oryctolagus cuniculus (rabbit), 6655 nucleotides long. RefSeq names its product SH3 domain containing ring finger 2 (gene SH3RF2). Gene Ontology annotation, molecular function: ubiquitin protein ligase activity; protein phosphatase 1 binding. The record is from RefSeq and is a predicted model, not a curated record. Lineage: Eukaryota; Metazoa; Chordata; Mammalia; Lagomorpha; Leporidae. Gene Ontology annotation, biological process: protein ubiquitination; negative regulation of apoptotic process; positive regulation of JNK cascade. Gene Ontology annotation, cellular component: nucleoplasm.
GUCCUCAAAGUUUUCCGAGCGGUGGCCACUGGCGACUGCAGCCGCACCGGGCAGAAAGGAAAGGAAGCCGGCCGGCCGGAGGGAGCGCACCCCUGCGCAGCGGAGGAGGGGGCCGCGUGGGCCCAGCCCAGGUUCCCGGCGCAAGGCUGUGGCCACAACCCGGAAUUCUCUCUGCCUUACUUGGAACUGACUAACUCAACAGGCUGCAGGGCUUUGCCUUGUAGGAGGAAGAUUGUGGCUGAGGCUGAAAAAAAAAAAAAAAGAAGAAAGGAAAAUGCUUCCAAGUUCCCUGCCCUGUAGCUAAGGCAGGAAUUCUGCCGCUCGCCAGAGACUCGCAAGCUGUGCCAACCUUGGCUGAGCCAACCCGGUGAUGUGGACCCUGCUCCUCCACGUGGGGACUGGAGUUUGGAAAUAAAAUGGAUGAUUUGACCUUGCUUGAUCUGCUGGAGUGCCCUGUGUGCUUUGAGAAGCUCGAUGUCACGGCCAAGGUUCUUCCUUGCCAGCACACCUUCUGUAAACCAUGUCUGCAGAGGAUUUUCAAGGCGCACAAGGAGCUGCGGUGCCCCGAAUGCAGGACCCUGGUGCUGUGCAGCAUCGAGGCGCUGCCGGCCAACCUGCUGCUCGUGCGUCUUCUGGAUAGCGUGCGCUCGGGGCAGAGCUUCGGGAGAAGGGGCUCCAUCCGCAGGCCCGGCACGCUGACCCUACAGGACAGCAGGAAAGGCAGGACCAAUGCCAGAAGUCUGCAGGCUAGCCCUUUCCACCUGGUGCCCAGUGUCAGAAUCCACAUGGAUGGGGUGCCUCGAGCCAAGGCCUUAUGCAGCUACAGAGGCCAGAGUGCUGGUGACCUGAGCUUUAACAAGGGAGACGUCAUCCUCCUCCGGAGACAGCUGGAUGAGAAUUGGUACCAGGGGGAGAUCAAUGGAGUCAGUGGGAUCUUCCCAGCCAGCUCUGUGGAAGUCAUCAAGCACCUGCCCCAGCCGCCCCCCCUCUGCAGGGCCCUCUACAACUUUGAUCUACGAAACAAGGACAAGGGUGAAAACCAGGAUUGCUUGACCUUCCUCAAGGAUGACAUCAUCACCGUGAUAAGCCGAGUGGAUGAGAACUGGGCAGAAGGCAAGUUAGGAGAUAAAGUAGGCAUCUUCCCUAUCUUGUUUGUGGAGCCAAACCUCACGGCAAGGCACCUGCUAGAGAAGAACAAAGGCCGCCAGUCAUCGCACAACAAAAGCCUAUCCCUGAUGUCCUCACCCUCCAGAGGCAAAGCCACCAGCACGCCCACCCUCCGUAGGGGCCCAGGGUCCAGGAGGAAGGGGCCCGGGCAGUUCUCCAUCACAACAGCCCUGAACACCCUCAACCAGAUGGUACAUUCUCCUCCCGGGCGCCACAGGGUGGAGAUCAGCACUCCAGUGCUCAUCAGCUCCAGCAACCCCUCUGUGAUCAGCCAGCACGUGGAGAAGGUGGACUUCACCCCCAGCUCUCCGGGACAGGUCAGCACUUACCACUCGGCACCUGCCUCCCCGGGGCACCCCACAGCCAUGGUCAGUCUGCCCGGCUCCCAGCAACACCUCUCAGCCAACAUGUUUGUAGCCAUGCACUCCUACUCAGCCCACGGACCCGAUGAGCUGGACCUGCAGAAGGGAGAAGGUGUCAGGGUCAUGGGGAAGCCCCAGGACGGCUGGCUCAGGGGCAUCUCCUUGGUCACUGGCCGAGUGGGCAUCUUCCCCCAUCAUUAUGUCAUCCCUAUCUUCAGCAAGAACUCUAGUUUCCCCGAUUCCCGGAAUCCUGGUCUCUACACCACAUGGACGUUAUCCACCUCCUCUGUGCCCUCACAAGGCAGCCUAUCAGAAGGUGACCCCCGGCAAAGCCGUCCCUUCAAAUCUGUCUUUGUGCCCACUGCCGUAGUCAACCCUGUGAGGAGCACAGCCGGCCCCGGGACUUCAGGACAAGGGUCUCUUCGGAAAGGGCGGAGCAGCAUGAGAAAGAAUGGAUCCUUGCAGAGACCCGUUCCAUCUGGGAUCCCCACCCUUGUGGUGGGCUCCCUCAGGCGUAGCCCCACCGUGGUGCUACAGCCUCAGCAGUUCCAGUUCUACCAGCCACAGGGGACCCCCUCGUCCCCCUCAGCGGUGCUGGAGGUGGGUCCCAAACCUGCUCCUAUGGGAGAGCCAGCCCUCACCUGUAUGAGCAAGAGCAGCGACUCCAGGGUGCACUCGGCCGCCAGCUCUCUCACCAUGGAAGGCAAGGAAAUCCCCAUCAAGAGUGAGCCUCUGCCAAAACCGCCUGCCUCUGCUCCACCAUCCAUCCUGGUGAAACCCGAAAACUCAAGAAAUGGCAUUGAAAAGCAAGUCAAAACCGUCAGAUUUCAGAAUUACAGCCCUCCUCCCACAAAACAUUACACCUCCCAACCCACCUCCGGCAAGCCUGAACAGCCAGCCACCGUCAAGGGGCCCCAACUGGAAGCAGCCUCCGCAGGCCCAGAAAUGACCGUCCUGUUCGCCCACCGAAGCGGCUGCCACUCAGGACAACAAACAGACCUCCGGAGAAAGUCACCGUUUGGCAAGGCCACAGCCGCGGUGUCCACUUCCUCAGCCACGCAGACCACGUUUCCCAGCAAAUGAAUCUACACGUGGCUUUUCCUAGACCCCAAAGAGAGCCUGCCUUGGCAAUCUUCUCAGGAGCAAGCUCCAGCUGGGAUGUGAAGAGAACAGUCUGCCUGGAUGGAAAAUGUGCAAUGGAGAGUUUGUGGACCACGCAGUAUUCCUUGACCAUCAGGAGCAGGACAGGAAUACCUAUAGUCUGGCCUCCAAGACAAGAGGAAAAUAGAAGAAGGAGAAGCACCCAUCUUCACCUGCAGUAUUAAUGGCUAAUGGGCCAGGAUGAAGAAGUGAGUCGUGCGCUGUUGCAGGUUACACCAGACUCCCACCCCAAAGCCAAUGUGAUUUUGCCAGCUUCUCAUAGCUUGGAGGCUAACUAACAAAUGAAAAGACCACACAUCAAAUGCUCUCCAGCUCUGUGUCUGGCCUGCCUCUCCAGCUCAGAUUUAGAAUAAUGCAUGAGAUGACACCAUAUUCUUCUCUCAGAUGUUCCAUCAGAGAGGCCAAUGCGUCCUGACAAUGUCCCCUAGCCUUCAUCCCACCCUGGGUUCCCCACUGAGCAUCCAGCACCCCUCCAGCGCAUCCUCAUUCUCUUCCAUGGCCAUUCCCUUGUGUCUUUCCCUCUGAUCCCUUCUCAUCAAGAGGAUUUCUAUUGGAACACCCUGAUCAAGGAAAUAAGGUACAUAAAAAAAUGUCAGGAAAGAAAUAUCCAUGAUGUUAUGAGAGAUACCACAGACCACAAUGCUGACAAAGAGGCUAUUUGAAGUAGAAAGAUGUAAAAAUCAGUUAUAACUGCAUCCAUUUAUGUUUAUAAAUAAAUCAUCACAAAGAACAAGCCAUUAGAAGACAUUCUGCUUCAGGUUGAAAAAAAAGAAACUGUGAUCUAAACUGAAUUUUUAAAUUAUCUGUGCUAUCCUGAGAGAACCACUGUACAGAUAAGUAAAAGUCACAAAUACCCUAAGCCCUUUUUGAAAUUUUUGCUAUUUUACAUACGUGGCAAAGAGAUGAAAAGAGAGACAGACACAGAUACAGAGAGCUCCCUUACACUGUUUUACUCCCCAGUGCUCCAGUCAGUCGGGGACGAAGCCCGGAAGCAGAGCGCCAAGCUAGGGCUCCCACGUGGAUGGCUAAUACUCAACGACUUGAGCUUCACCACUCCCGCCAAGGGCUGCAUUCGAGGGAAGCUGAAGUCAGGAGCCGGACCAGAAACUGAACCCAUUCUGACAUGGGAUGCAAGUAUCCUAGCCAACGUCUUAAUCACAAGGCCAAACAUCUGCCCCCCUAAACUUUUCGAACCAUACAUUUUCAUCUUCUCCUCUAUCUUGAAACACUAAUAAGAAUUUUGAUCUUAGGCUGCCCUGAUUACCAUCUCUGAAAAAUGUUGUUUUCAAGUUCAGGAUCCUGAUUUUGCAUCAAAGCAUUUUUAGUCUUUCAUGCAAUACUUCUCAUAAACAAGAACAAUCAUCAACCAAACCGUGCUGCAUUUCGCGAUUACAGAGACAUUUCUUCUAAGUGAAGCCAUCACACACAGGACUUACACUGGCUGGCACCCAUCUUUUAGCAGAAUAAAGAACUUGGACAUCUUAAUCAUAUGCCUCUUUUAUUUACCCACAGGAGAAAGUGAUAAAAAGCAGCAAGAAGCCCAAAAGUAUAAUGCUUUACCUUCCAAGUGGUGAGUGAGAGGAGGUGGAACUGAACUACAGAAUGGGUAAUUUGAUGAUGACACCUCCUUCUCAUGUAGGGUCAAAGAUGGUGCUGUCAAUUGUCAGUCCUAUCUUUUUUCUGAACUACUGUCACUAAAUGUUGUUUUUGUUUCCUAUGGGAUGAAUUCAGAUUGGCUUCUAGUUAGCCUUAGCAACAGUGAAUAUAGAGAUUCUGCCUUCUAAUUCUGGAAUCUACUUGUCACUACCAUGAGGCCUUACAGACCACCUUUAAGUUGGUUUCAGGGAUUUCCUUUUCCAGGAAGAAAUUUCAAUGUUAUAGAUGAUGUGGGGAAGAGUUAGGUAUAUGCAGGCUAGCUAUAUAAAAGCUAGGGGAGCAAUGUAACCUUUAGUCCCCAGAAACCAUUGGCCAUUGGCUAUUUGCAGCCUUGUUUUUUAUCAAAUUUUUUUAAAGAUUGAUUUAUUUAUUUGAGAGGCAGAGUUGUGGGUGGGGGACAAAAAGAGAGAUCUUCCAUCUGCUGGUUUUCUCCUCAGAUGGCCACAAUGGCGAAGGCUGGGCCAAGUCAAAACCAGCAGCUUGGAACUCCAUCCAGAUCUCUCACGUGAGCAGCAAUGGUCCAAAUACUUGUGCCAUCUUCCCCUGAUUUCCCAGGCACAUUAGCAGACAGCUGGAUCAGAAGUGCAGCAGCUAGGGCCCAAGCAAGCAUUCACAUGGGAUGCUGGUGUCAUAGGCACCGGCUUAACCCACUGUACCACAAUGCUGACCACUGGAGCCUUGGCUUGAAGCCCUCUUGCUGACAUUUCCGUCUUCAUCCAUUGGCUUCCCUCUCUCACAAUUGGAGUAAGAGGAAGCUACCACUCCUAAUUUUUACUAAUGCUGUUUUUUAAGUCUCUGCAAACUUCCCAUGACAUACAGUGGAGGGUUUCACAGGGAUUGAGCUCUCCCUUUGAAUCCACUUACCCAAAAUAAACCAAAUACUUCAUAAAGCACAAAAGCAUCUGAUCUGUUCACUGCUAAACCCAGAAGCUUUAGAAAAGCUCCCAUUUUCUACAGGCUUCUUCCCUGGCUGUUCAGUUCUAUCAUACAGAUUCCAAAUGGUCAGGGGUCAAAAAAUCAGGGGAGAGAGGAGAUGCAGAGAUGCAAGGAUGAGAUAAAAAGAUUUCAAUGAGUUAGGCCAAGAAAUUUGCCUUAGAAUCGUUUGCUGAACAUGAAGUCUGAGUUUCAUCUCCUGGGAUUGUUGCUUCUUACUGUUCAGUUGAGCAGAGGUGGUUUAGGGGGCAAAACAGGAAGGAAAAAAUAAACAGAGAAAAGUUUCUGCCUCCAUAGAAGUAUAAUCAGAACUAUAGACACUUGUAUCUCUGCUUAUUUUCUUAAAAGUACAGUGUUUUUACUAGACCAAAAGAGAAUCUUUAUGUGUUAAUGUGUAAAUGAAUAGUGUUUAUAAAAGGAUAUGUUAUUCAUUAUGGAUGAUUGUAUAAUGAACCUUAGGUAUAUAAAAUAUAUAUACACAUACAAGUUAUUGCCUAAGAAAGCAGACAUUUAAGGACUUCCAAACUUGUUAUCUUUGUUCCAAAAAAUAGAGAGUUCCAAGGCUGGCAGGUUAUUAGUAUAUUUUCACCCUAAAGCUAAGGGUUGUGGCAGGGGGUGUUGUUUGUUUUCUGGUCUGGUAACUUAUUACAAUCAGUAUGGAUGACUCCGAAAUGACUAUUGCAUGAGUGUUGGUAGGUUUCAUCCACAUGGAGUCAGCAGAGAUCCUUGCCACAUUUUGCAUCCUACAAAACCAAAAUGAAUUUUCUAGUAAGAAUAAAAACACACAAAAUAUGUCUUCCCUGUUGUAUACCACUCAAAGCUUUCCAUAAACCUUGUUUAAUGUGAUGUUUAAUAUCAGCAUUGUUAUCUCUUACUUAAAUAUCUAGUAUUGGACUGUGUUUCCUGCACUUGACAUGUUCAUCCAGGAAAGCACAUGUCAAGACCCCAAGCCACUUCCUACCAAGUGUUCAAAGAACUACCCUCAGAUUGGUUCUGUCUUAUGUUCUGUGAUUCUGUAGUAGACUCAAUGCUUUCACAACCCAAAGAUGCCCUUAUUUGGGUUUGUGGCCCUAAUGAAGUGCUGAGUUUGCUCUUGACCACCCAGCUGAUCAGAAGAAGCAAAGGGGGAAGAGGGUUUCCCCACUGGAGAGGGUCAUCCACACCUUGGACAUCUACCAAGAAGAGCAGUGCACCAGCAACCAGUGUAUGCAAUACCAUCGCUCUUCACGCGGGGCACCUGAGGAGAGGCCUACCACCUAAAUAGGCAGAGAUUGGCUGGGACUUCCCCGCCAGAAAUGUGUAUUGUUCCCAGCCGUGGGUUUGUGAAGCCCCAUAGGUUUUAGCAUGAAACAAUAAAAAGGUUUAUUUUCAUUUAA